AUGGCUGGUCGACGCCCGUCCGAGACCAGUGCUCUCCUCAACGAGCAUGGCAUCGAUGAUUUCCGGAAGUCGAUUGCUCAAGUCGAUCAACGGGUCUACGGCACCGCCGCAGAAGAAGAAGUGCCUCUUGUCAAGAAUCCGGAGAUUGAGACAACGUGGAAAGCAGAAACCGCCAUCCUUGCUCGCUACUCGGGACCUUUGAUUCUCACCUAUGUCCUACAGUACUCCUUUUCUUUGGUCACGGUCUUCGUCGCGGGUCGGUUGGGGACCAAAGAACUGGGCGCUGCUUCUCUCGCCACCAUGACCGCCAACGUUACUGGACUAUGUGUCUACGAAGGCUUAGCGACCAGCCUGGACACUCUCACCUCGCAGGCUUUUGGAAACAACAAGAAGCAACUCGUGGGCCUCCACGUUCAGCGGAUGGCGCUCCUGGUAUGCGUUGUCACUAUCCCCAUUGGUGCAGUGUGGAUUUGUUCUCCAUGGAUCCUGUCGGCUCUGGUGCCCGAGAAAGCUGAGGCAAUGCUCGCGGGCACCUUCAUGAGAAUCUACCUGCUCGGUGCCCCGGGGUGGGCCAUUUUCGAGGCUGGCAAGCGACUGUGUCAAGCGCAAGGGGACUUUACUGCAUCUCUAGUGGUUGUCGUGAUUUGCGCACCCCUCAACAUUCUCUGGAAUUGGCUUCUGGUCUUCCGUCUGAACCUCGGGUUCGCAGGAGCAGCAUGGGCUGUUGUAAUUUCCAACAAUCUCCAGCCCAUCGUUCUCGCCAUCUACGUCUCCUGCUUUGCAAGAUCGAACCUGCAAUGUUGGCCGGGCUUGCAGCUCCGCCGUGCUUGUCAGAAUUGGGGUCCGAUGGUCAAACUGGCGUUUCCAGGAGUGCUCAUGACCUUCUCCGAAUGGCUUGCCUUUGACGUCCUUUCGAUUGCAGCCGGCUAUCUCGGCCAGGCGAACCUAGCUGCUCAGUCGGUGUUGAUGACGGUCGCCGUGACCAUCUACCACCUUCCAUUCCCGAUAUCGAUUGCGGCCUCGACUCGAUUCGGCAACCUGAUCGGAUACGGUGCUCUAAACGCCGCUCGGCAAACAUGGCGGACACAUUAUUUGAUCUUUGUAUGCAUUGGCUUAUUCGACGUCACCUUGCUGACCUCGUGUCGGCACAUUAUUGCCGCCAUUUUCACCGACGACGGAUCAGUGCGGACCAUCAUUGCCCAAGUCAUCCCCAUCAUGGCGGCCGCACAACUCUUUGACGCUCUCGUGGCCAUCUCGAACGCCCUUCUUCGAGGGAUGGGAAGACAGAAGAUCGGAGGGUGGGUGAACCUGGGUGUAUACUACCUCUUUGCCCUCCCGCUGGCCUUCUUCCUUGCCUUUGGGCCACCCGACAUGGGACUCAGUGGCAUGUGGAUCGGCCCUUGCUGUGGCCUUGGUUGUGCGAGUCUGAUAAUGUUCACCUACAUGAAGUUCACCGACUGGGGGAAGGCGGUGGAGGACGCUAGAGCUAGAGAGGAGUAA
Messenger RNA from Exophiala spinifera, 1500 nucleotides. RefSeq lists its product as uncharacterized. Gene Ontology annotation, molecular function: xenobiotic transmembrane transporter activity; antiporter activity. The transcript has a single exon. Gene Ontology annotation, biological process: xenobiotic detoxification by transmembrane export across the plasma membrane. NCBI's taxonomy places the organism in Eukaryota, Fungi, Ascomycota, Eurotiomycetes, Chaetothyriales, Herpotrichiellaceae. The coding region runs from base 1 to 1500 and encodes 499 amino acids. Gene Ontology annotation, cellular component: membrane. The record is from RefSeq and is a predicted model, not a curated record.